UUCAGGAGUAAGUGGAUUAGGUGGUAAACCUCCAGCUGCUUUAUUCACUCUUUGGCUUGAUGUGAGCACAGAACAGCAGAAUUCACUCAGACACUUACUGUUUGAAAAUGAGCAGGACAAAAUAAAUGAUAUCGUGUCAUUUGCUUUUGAUUCUAGAGUGUAUGAUUGAGGGACACGUUAUCUAUUCAGCUGUGGAUUCAAUGGAUCGAAGAGAAAGUAAAGUUGAAUUUCUCUAGCAGUUUUUGGAUAUUGCCAUGGAGGAGGAAGUAUCAUGGACUUUGUGACGGGUUCCAGGGUUCCCAGAGCCAAAUACACAAUGGUUCGAGAGGCGCUGUGUUAUGUGAUCCCCUACCGUAUGCAGUGCUCCAUGGGAUGUGGUGGACUGGCCUGCAAGUACGAGGACCCUUCACACUGGGGUGAAGACGACCAGGCCAUCAGAGGAAUCUACUCGUCUUGGAUCACAGACAAUCUGCUGGCCAUGGCCCGCCCUUCCACCGAAAUCAUUGAAAAAUUUGAUAUAAUAGACCAGUUUUUGAGAUGUGGUUUGAGGACCGUGAUUAACCUCCAGUGCCCUGGUGAACAUGCCAGCUGUGGAAACCCGCUCGAUCCCGAGAGCGGCUUCACUUACCGACCGGAGACAUUCAUGGAGGCUGGCAUAUAUUUCUACAACUUUAGAUGGAAUGACUAUGGUGUGGCGUCUCUCACAUCCAUCUUGGAUAUGGUGAAAGUCAUGUGUUUUGCCAUCCAAGAAGGCAAGCUGGCUGUUCACUGUCAUGCAGGGCUUGGCAGAACAGGUGUGUUGCUGGCCUGUUUCUUCUUGUUCACCACACAGAUGACAGCAGACCAAGCCAUUCUGUUAGUUCGAAGCAAACGACCAAACUCGAUCCAGACUAGAGGACAGCUCCAGUGCAUAAGGCAGUUUGCUCAGUUCCUGAUUCCGCUAAGGAACGUGUUUGCUAACGCUGAGCCUAGAGCGCCACCUGUUACUCUUUCACAAUACUUGAGCCGCCAGAAAUAUAUACUGCAUGGCUACGAGGCUCGGAAGCUGAGAUACGUGCCAAAGCUCGUCACUCUCAUCUGCAGACUCCUACUGGACAUCGCAGAGAAUCGCCAGGUUAUCGAGGAGGACAUUGUCGAGGUUCCUGACGUCACAUCUGUGGUAGAGAAAUCUUUCAACGAGAGUUCAGUGUAUCAGUUAAACAGAGAGAUUUUGGGAAAUGGGAUGACUCUGAUCAGGCCACGUCUUCCAGGUCUACCCAGAGCCAAUAGAGGCAACACACAACCUCUUUACUAUGUCCGUAAGAGCCUCAGCUACAGCGAGUCUGACCUCCAGAGGUUAGCAGCGUCUUUAAACCUCUCGGAUAACCCUCUCGGGGUUUUAGCCAGCAUCCACUCAACUACCAUCAGCAAUCAGCUGGGAGCUUUCAACUGUGUUUCCCAGAACUACGUCACUCCUUCUCUGGGGGCUUGUAAGGGCAAUCCCAUCUACAGCUCAACCAGCAAUAUAUGGGAGCUGAAAACACUUAUGGACCAGACAGAAGGAUCUCUACUGCUCAAAACAAGGAGGCAGUCUGUCCUGCAGCGAAGCCAAUCUUUAGGCAUUUCAGACGAGAAAAGCACAACGAACAUCGCCAGAAUAUUGUCCUACUGGAGGAAAGACUGCAAGCAAAGUUCUGACCCUGACGAGGCUCAACUCAAUGAAAAAGAGCAUUCGGAGGUGCCCUUCAUCACCGUCCAGUCCGAGCUGUCUCUGGAGUCGCGUCACCUCCUGGUGGCUCAGUCCCUUGCGGUAGACCUUGAGAAGGAUGGAGAGAAGGAGCAAAUUCAGAAGGUGUCUACUUGCCAGGCAGAUCUUAAUCGUCAAGGUGCGUGGGAGCGACUGUGUUUGGAAAAAGACCCAUUUAUUCUGUCUGGAAUCAUGUGGUCCUGGCUGGAGCAGCUCAAAGAGCCAAUCAUCUCAGCUCAUGAUGUUCACACACUAACAGACACCCAGGACCCCCAAACUGUGCUCAAUUGCCUAGAUAGGGCUUCAAGAGAAACGGUGAUGUGCAUUCUGGACUGUUUCGCUCAUUUAUUGACAACAACUGAGGAAAUCGAGAGUGCUUUCCUGGAGCGAGCGACAAAAGCUUUCACAAAGAUGAAAAACACAGAUGGUGGGAAGAGCGUCCACAAAAUCAUGAACGGGGUCUUGAAGCUUGUUCUGCAUCGUUUGAGGAACGAGUUUGAGGUCAAUCACAUGCAACAAUCACUAAACUACAGUUAACUACAAUGAG
This is a messenger RNA of Cyprinus carpio (common carp), 2273 nucleotides long. Its product is annotated as protein tyrosine phosphatase domain-containing protein 1-like. The record is from RefSeq and is a predicted model, not a curated record. Gene Ontology annotation, biological process: cilium assembly; protein dephosphorylation. NCBI's taxonomy places the organism in Eukaryota, Metazoa, Chordata, Actinopteri, Cypriniformes, Cyprinidae. Gene Ontology annotation, molecular function: protein tyrosine/serine/threonine phosphatase activity.